This is a messenger RNA of Macrobrachium nipponense, 3044 nucleotides long. RefSeq lists its product as uncharacterized. The coding region runs from base 590 to 2812 and encodes 740 amino acids. NCBI's taxonomy places the organism in Eukaryota, Metazoa, Arthropoda, Malacostraca, Decapoda, Palaemonidae. The transcript has 3 exons. The record is from RefSeq and is a predicted model, not a curated record.
UUUCUCCUGUUCUCUCGCUUGCUGACACUGUGGCAAUGCUGUCUCAUUCGUGGAUGCCCUGUUAUUUUUUAAAAUUUUACUUUUUACCGGUAUUUUCGUAGCAUUUCAAUAGUGUAUUAACAAUGGCUGACAGUGUUGAUAAUAGUGAUCACCGAGUGAUCGUUAUUAUUGAAGAUAAAGCUGAUAAUAGUGAUACAAGUAAAGUUACUGAUAAGUCUGGUACUUCGCCUGGUCGUAAGAGGAAGGCCCAGCCUGAAACUUGGAAAAUGAAUAUCGCUAAAAAACUUCGUAAUGAGGGUAAGGCUUACAUUAGCCGAAAGACUCACAAAGAAGUAGAAGCACGUAAAAUAGGACCUGCUUGUGCUGACGGGUGUUUUGAGAAAGUUACCAUGCCUGUGAUAGAGGCAUUGUUUAAAGAAUAUUGGGACAUUGGAGAUUACAAUGCCCAAACGUUGUAUUUGCAGAAAUCAAUGGUUUCGGUGCCGUAAAACGUCACAGGGUACCCGCAGAGGAAAGUUCGCGUACACAAACAAAUUUGUACAGUGUGGUGUAUGGAGAUAAGCAUUACAAAGUGUGUAAAAAAGCUUUUAUGGCUAUUUUUGGAAUAGGGGAUAAGAGGGUGCGUGUUGUUUUAGAGAAACUGACAGCGGGGAAAACAGCAAUGGCGGACAAGAGGGGAACAAACGCGAGGGUAUCAAAAUUUUCUGAGGAAAAAGGAGACCUUGUGCGUGAACACAAUAAGAAGCUGCCGACCAUGACCUCUCGUUAUUCUCGGGCAAAAUACCGUAACCUUGCUAAUACUUGCAGCACCUCGGAAUUGACAGCAAAUAAUGAAAAACAUAAACAAAGGGUUUGUGAACAGGCUCAUUUGGGUGAAAUGCAACGUGAGUUUGAUGCUCAUAAAGGGCGUGCUGAAGUUACUGAUGAGCCUGGUACUUCACGUGGUCGUAAGAGGAAGCCCCAGCCUGAAACUUGGAAAAUGAAUAUCGCUAAAAAACUUCGUAAUGAAGGUAAGGCUUACAUUAGCCGAAAGACUCAUAAAGAAGUAGAAGCACGUAAGAUAGGACCUGCUUGUGCUGACGGGUGUUUUGAGAAAGUUACCAUGCCUGUGAUAGAGGCAUUGUUUAAAGAAUAUUGGGGCAUGGGAGAUUACAAUGCCCAAACGUCGUAUUUGCAGAAAUCAAUGGUUUCGGUGCCCGUAAAACGUCACAGGGUACCCGCAGAGGGAAGUUCACGUACACAAACAGCUUUAUACAGUGUGACGUAUGGAGAUAAACGUUACAAAGUGUGCAAAAAAGCUUUUAUGGCUAUUUUUGGAAUAGGGGAUAAGAGGGUGCGUGUUGUUUUGAAGAAACUGACAGAUUGGAAAACAGCAAUGGCGGACAAGAGGGGAACAAACGCGAGGGUGUCAAAAUAUUCUGGGGAAAAAGGAGACUUUGUGCGUGAACACAUCAAGAAGCUGCCGACCAUGACCUCUCGUUAUUCGCGGGCAAAAUCCCCUAACCGCGUGUACAUGGAAUCGAAUCUUAGUGUUGUGAAGUUGUAUGAUAUGUAUGUAAAGUUUAUGAAAGAAGAACAUCCAAAUGUAGAUAUUGUUUCCAUUAAUUUUUAUAGUAACGUUUUUAGGACCGAAUUUAAUAAUAUUGGUUUCGUGCCUCCAGUCGUUGAUAUGUGCAACACCUGUGAUUUAUUGACUGCAAGUAUUGAAAAGUAUGAACGAGUUGGUUGUGAACAGGCUCAGUUUGAAGAAAUGCAACGUGAGUUCCGUGAGUUGGAUGCUCAUAAAGUGCUUGCAACACACGCCAGAACUGUACUAUAUAGCUUUAGUAGUUCAGACAGUGAUGAUUUUAUGGCGUUGUGUUUCAAUCUGCGACAAGCAUUGCCGACACCCAAGCUGAGUACUAGUGUUGCUUUUUAUAAAAGAAAACUGUGGACAUACAACUUUUGUGUUUUUAACUUGAAAACACAGAAAUCGACCAUGUACAUAUGGGAUGAGGUUACGGCACGGCGAGGGUCAUGUGAGAUAAUGAGUUGUGUGAACCAUUACAUUGAGGCUAAUCAUGUUGCCAGGCAGAAAAAGCUUGUUCUUUUUUCUGAUAACUGCGCUCGACAAAAUAAGAACAUCAUCAUGAUCCUCGGAUGUCUAAGGCUGAUGCACAGUAAGAGAUUCGCCAGGAUUGAACAUUACUUCAUGGUGUCUGGCCACGCUUAUAUGCCUUGUGAUCAUCAAUUUGGCUAUAUAGAAGUGAGGCUAAGGAGGGAAUCCACAAUAAGCAGCAAAUAUGAGUACAUGGAACUCAUUAGGAAUGCUGUCAGAGAAGGAUUUCAUGUUGUCGAAAUGACGCAGAAUGACUUCCUGAACUUUGAGCUUCUACAAUCACGCAUCACAAACCGCACGUCUAAAACUACCAGCUUGCAGGAUGCCAGGGUCAUUGUGUAUGACUGCAGGUAUGGGGAGGGGUAUGCCAUCAAGAAUAACUACGACGUGGCAGACACUUCUGACAACCAUCAAGUCCGCCUCAUGAAAGGCAGAGGGAAGUACUCCCAGAUGGCCUUUGACUUGUCUGAGGUAACUCUGCCUCCUAGGUACACCACCCCCAUACCUCUGUCAAAAGAAAAGCUACAAGAUAUCAAGGAUCUGGUGCUUUACGUUACCCCACUUGAGAGCGCCCAGUACUUCAGGGACAUUAUUGACAAACAAGACGGGGGAAGACUUGAUGAUACCCCAGAAGAAGAAGAAGAAGAAGAGGAGGAGGUCCCAGUCAGAGGUGCAGACAUAGAUGCCCUAGAUACUCUUUUAGAGUACCAAUGAUUGUGUUUCACCCUCUUCAUAAUUUAACGUUGAAACUUGGCCCAUUGAGUUGGAUUUGGUACCUGACGUUGCCCCACGGGAGAAUGCCCAGUAAUUCAGGGGUAUUAUUGACACUCAAGAAGGAGGAAGGCAUCAUGAUACCCCUGAAGAAGUAGAAGAGGUCCCAGUUAGAGAUGAUGGCCUGGGCACAAAUUUCAUGUCGAUAUUGCAGUAUUUUCAGCCCAUUAUUUUG